AUCUUUUUUGUAAGAAAAUGAACCUUAAACACACGUACAAGUGAAUGGCUUAAAGUGGGUUUGAUUAUAUUAGAAACUAGUGUUAUUUAGAAAAGUGGAACAAACGUUCUUGUCCUAGUAUUCGCGAGUUUAACACCGUUAUGUCCCGUUCUAAACUUACUUUCAAACUGCAUUUGCCUUCGAAAUAUCACGAGUUAACGUAGUGCUGAUAGCUUAUCUUCCACUAUGUUGAAUAUAUUAGAUUUAGUUUUCCUAGGCUUGGCCUUUAUGGUGACUUUUAUGGGAUUUUUGAUAAAUAAUUUUGAAAAACAUGUUCCAGUUUUUAUUAUCAAAGGGUACAGAUACGGCAGUUUUGCGUAUAAGGGCUCUGGAGCGAAUUAUUUGCAAAUGAUAGAAAUACCUAAGGCAUAUUACCGGCACUUUUAUUCAUUUUCCUCAGUUUUCUGUGUCAGUACUUUGUUCUAUACUGUUUUGGUGUACUUUUUCAAUGUAAACGUUAGUUCCUUCAUUGUUUUUGUACUUAGAAUACUUCUGGAGCAAGAUGAACCCGGUGUGUGUGUAACCGCAGCAUUAAUAGCUCUGGGCCUGCUAUCAGUGCAGUGUGUAAGACGUUGCUAUGAGACAUACUGCUUGCAAGUGUUCGCAAAGUCCAGUAAAAUGAACCUCAGUCACUAUCUAGUCGGCAUCGCACAUUACUUUGCAUGUAUCAUAGCUGCUGUGGGCCAGGCACCACUGUUUUGUGGUCAUCAACAUAGAGAAAAAAUAAUUUGGACAGACACUCGAACAAGUCUUCUUUCAGUCCCAUGCAUAUUUAUCUUCCUCUGGGCAUGCUAUGAGCAGUACAAGAGUAAUAUAAUCUUUGCGAAUCUACGUAAAGACAAGAAGACAGGAAAAGUGGUAACAGAAGAACACAAGAUACCUAAGGGUAGAUUGUUUGAGCAUGUCUCCAGUCCGCAUAGAAUGUGUGAAGUUAUUGUGUACACUGUACUAGUCAUUUUAAUACCAACAAAGACUUUCUUAUGUAUUUAUUUGUGGGUAUUAAGUAAUCAGAUUCAAACUGCAAUCCAAGCUCAUGAAUGGUACAAAAAGUCGUUCCAAGACUAUCCCACCAACAGAGCUGCAAUAUUCCCAGCUUUAUUGUAAUUUUAAUGAAUUUAUUUUACGUACUAAAAUUACACAUUUUGUAAUUAUUUAUAUGUAAAGAGGCUUAUUUAUACAAUUAGUUAUAUGACUUGUGAUUAGGAUAAGUAAAGAGUAAAGAU
Messenger RNA from Papilio polytes (common Mormon), 1262 nucleotides. Its product is annotated as polyprenol reductase. Gene Ontology annotation, cellular component: endoplasmic reticulum. The transcript has 4 exons. The record is from RefSeq and is a predicted model, not a curated record. Gene Ontology annotation, molecular function: 3-oxo-5-alpha-steroid 4-dehydrogenase activity. Lineage: Eukaryota; Metazoa; Arthropoda; Insecta; Lepidoptera; Papilionidae. Gene Ontology annotation, biological process: dolichol-linked oligosaccharide biosynthetic process; polyprenol catabolic process. The coding region runs from base 226 to 1143 and encodes 305 amino acids.